AUGGCGGAUGACUUGCUCAAGAAAGAUUUGUGCAAAUUAUUCAACAAAUUUAGCAAAGAAGAACUACUAAAGGGACUCAUUGAACAAAGAUUUUUGGAUGAAGAUGUGCUAGAUACAGAAGGAACAAAGAAAACUUUCGUCAAUCGCAUUCUAAAGAGGUGUUUUGACAAGAAUGUGACGGCUGAACAGGUCAGCCUUAUGGAUCUCAUGUAUCACCAGUCUCAUCCAAGCUGUAAGAAAUGGACUGUAUACAAGCUUGUAGGCUUUGACCCCAAGAAGGAGCUAAAUGCAUCAGACCCCUGGAAAUUUAAGUCACAAUUGAAAUCCUGUCUAGGACUUUACUUCAAAGUGGAAAUUUAUGUUCAUCUUUGGAAAAAUGGUUUAUGGACAAGAAUUCACAUCUGUAAUGGAUCAUCCGCCAGUUUACUCAGCAACAAUGUUUUCAUCAUCUACUAUCCUAACUCUGAAUAUGUCUUCAUGUCCACCAUCAAAGCAGCUCACAAACAGUACAUCUUCCAGACCCUGUCAACUCUACUACACUGUCAGACUCUGAAAGAAGUAAAGUUAUCAGGAAGGGACAUGCCCUCCCUCAAGGAACUUGUGCUAAAUAAAAGCAGCCAGGGAGCCUUUAGUAAGUACAGAUUGAAUCAGGUAGAUGGAAACCCUCUCAGUAGAAAGAGAAAGAGAGAAAAAGAUAGCAAAUUGGAUGUUUUACAAAGUCAGGAAAUCACCAGUGAGAACUGGAAAGAGGAGCAGAAACGGCAGCAAUUAACAGACAGUGCAUUUGGCACAAAUCUGCCCCCUAAGCUGGAAAAGGUAGAGUUUAAGAUGCAAACAAGGCUACGAAGCAGAAAACAAUUCCAUCAGCUGAUCAGGCCAAUCUCCUGCAAUGUCAGGUUUGAAGGAUCCAGUGUUAUAGAAGGGAUCAAGAAUCUUGGAUCACAGAGUUUUGUCGACAUACCACUGCCAUCUUAUUUGACUAAUUUGCACUCUCUAUCUAGGAACUCAUUUAUGCUAAAAGAAAAGGAAAAUGCAUAAAAAGGAAGUUUAGAGGACAUCAGCAAUUAAGGGCCUAAUGAUUGAAUUUAGUGCUUCGAUGUGGAUGCAUCUUUCUGAAGCACACACAGUUUUAAUCAUUUUUAUGAAGUUUUUCAACAACAAAAUUUUAAAACAGAUUGUUUUACUUUGGAAAUGUUUCUCCAGUUAUAAG
Messenger RNA from Pocillopora verrucosa, 1210 nucleotides. RefSeq names its product centromere protein N. Gene Ontology annotation, biological process: chromosome segregation; CENP-A containing chromatin assembly. The record is from RefSeq and is a predicted model, not a curated record. Gene Ontology annotation, cellular component: nucleoplasm. NCBI's taxonomy places the organism in Eukaryota, Metazoa, Cnidaria, Anthozoa, Scleractinia, Pocilloporidae.